UAAGGGCAAGGUGGCAAGCCUGGGUCCCCCCACCCGCUGGCCCCAGUCGGCCCCAACUGACACCGUCCAUCAAGGCAGUAUAAAGCAGCGCGGCUGCUGCGCUCCAGACACCAAGCGUCUGCCUCCCCGGGAGCCUGAGCCGCGGGUGCUGAACUGAACUCCCUGAAGCCUCUGCAAAAUGUGUGACGACGAGGAGACCACCGCUCUGGUUUGUGACAAUGGCUCUGGACUGGUGAAAGCAGGCUUUGCCGGCGAUGAUGCCCCUCGGGCUGUUUUCCCAUCCAUCGUGGGCCGCCCCCGCCACCAGGGUGUCAUGGUGGGUAUGGGUCAGAAAGAUUCCUAUGUAGGUGAUGAGGCUCAGAGCAAGAGAGGUAUCCUCACCCUGAAGUACCCCAUUGAGCAUGGCAUUAUCACCAACUGGGAUGACAUGGAAAAGAUCUGGCACCACACCUUCUACAAUGAACUUCGCGUAGCCCCUGAGGAGCACCCCACUCUGCUCACUGAGGCCCCCCUGAAUCCCAAGGCCAACCGAGAGAAGAUGACUCAGAUCAUGUUUGAGACCUUCAAUGUCCCUGCCAUGUAUGUGGCUAUCCAGGCAGUGCUGUCCUUGUAUGCUUCUGGCCGUACCACAGGAAUUGUUCUUGACUCUGGUGAUGGUGUCACUCACAAUGUCCCCAUCUAUGAGGGCUAUGCUCUGCCUCAUGCCAUCAUGCGUCUGGAUCUGGCUGGUAGGGAUCUAACCGAUUACCUCAUGAAGAUCCUUACUGAGCGUGGCUACUCCUUUGUCACUACUGCUGAACGUGAAAUUGUUCGUGAUAUCAAAGAAAAACUGUGCUAUGUUGCCUUGGACUUUGAGAAUGAAAUGGCCACAGCAGCCUCUUCCUCUUCCCUGGAAAAGAGCUAUGAAUUGCCUGAUGGUCAAGUCAUCACCAUUGGCAAUGAACGUUUCCGCUGUCCCGAGACUCUGUUCCAACCCUCCUUCAUUGGUAUGGAAUCUGCUGGCAUCCAUGAGACCACUUACAACAGCAUCAUGAAAUGUGACAUUGACAUCCGUAAGGACCUGUAUGCUAACAAUGUCUUAUCUGGAGGCACCACUAUGUACCCCGGUAUUGCUGACCGUAUGCAGAAGGAAAUCACUGCUCUGGCUCCCAGCACCAUGAAGAUUAAGAUCAUUGCUCCUCCUGAGCGCAAGUACUCUGUCUGGAUUGGGGGCUCCAUCUUGGCUUCCCUGUCCACAUUCCAGCAAAUGUGGAUUAGCAAACAAGAAUAUGAUGAGGCUGGCCCAUCCAUUGUCCACCGCAAAUGCUUCUAAAGUGCCUUCUCCCUCAGUUUACUUCCCACUCAGGAUGACAAUGUUAUGCUUCUUGGAGUCUUCCAUACCACCCUACCUGAACUCUCUUCAGUCAUUGUACAGUUUGUUUACACACAUGUGCAAUUUAUUUGUGCUUCUAAUAUUUAUUGCUUUAUAAAUAAACAAGACCGGGACUUGCAACCUA
Monodelphis domestica (gray short-tailed opossum) is the source of this 1496-nucleotide messenger RNA. It is a transcript of the gene ACTC1, whose product is annotated as actin alpha cardiac muscle 1. The record is from RefSeq and is a predicted model, not a curated record. Lineage: Eukaryota; Metazoa; Chordata; Mammalia; Didelphimorphia; Didelphidae.